This is a messenger RNA of Xyrauchen texanus (razorback sucker), 1464 nucleotides long. Its product is annotated as glyceraldehyde-3-phosphate dehydrogenase 2-like. Lineage: Eukaryota; Metazoa; Chordata; Actinopteri; Cypriniformes; Catostomidae. The record is from RefSeq and is a predicted model, not a curated record. The transcript has 11 exons. Bases 130 to 1137 code for a protein of 335 amino acids. Gene Ontology annotation, biological process: glucose metabolic process. Gene Ontology annotation, molecular function: NADP binding; oxidoreductase activity, acting on the aldehyde or oxo group of donors, NAD or NADP as acceptor; NAD binding.
UGCCAGGGCGACCAACUCUGGCACGUGUCUGGUAUAAAACGGCGCGGAAUUACGCGGAAACUGAGCAGAAGCUGCAGCAUCACUAAAGGAGGUUAAGAACCAUAAUCCACAAUCCACACUCUUGCAAUAAUGUCUGAUCUUUGCGUUGGAAUCAACGGAUUUGGCCGUAUUGGCCGUCUGGUCCUCAGGGCCUGUCUGCAGAAGGGAAUCAAAGUCACCGCCAUCAAUGACCCCUUCAUUGACCUGCAGUACAUGGUCUACAUGUUCCAGUAUGACUCCACUCAUGGCCGUUACAAGGGAGAUGUUCAUCAAGAGGAUGGCAAGCUGAUUGUUGACGGACAGGCCAUCUCUGUGUUCCAGUGUAUGAAGCCUGCUGAGAUCCCAUGGGGUGAUGCUGGUGCCCUAUAUGUAGUCGAGUCUACUGGAGUCUUCCUCAGCAUUGAGAAGGCUUCAGCUCAUAUCCAGGGUGGUGCUAAGCGUGUGGUUGUUUCCGCCCCAUCACCUGAUGCUCCCAUGUUUGUGAUGGGAGUCAACCAGGACAAGUACGACCCCUCUAGUAUGACCAUUGUCAGCAAUGCAUCCUGCACCACUAACUGCUUGGCUCCCCUGGCUAAAGUUAUUCAUGACAACUUUGGUAUUGAGGAGGCCCUCAUGACCACAGUCCAUGCUUACACUGCCACACAGAAGACAGUGGAUGGUCCCUCUGCUAAGGCCUGGCGCGAUGGACGUGGUGCCCACCAAAACAUCAUCCCUGCCUCCACUGGUGCUGCCAAGGCUGUAGGCAAAGUCAUUCCUGAGCUGAACGGCAAGCUGACCGGAAUGGCCUUCCGUGUGCCGGUAGCCGAUGUGUCCGUUGUUGACCUCACCUGCCGUCUCUCAAGGCCUGCCAGCUACGCUAACAUCAAGGAAGCUGUCAAGAAGGCCGCUCAUGGACCAAUGAAAGGAAUUCUGGGAUACACAGAGGAUUCAGUUGUUUCUGCUGACUUUGUUGGUGACACCCACUCUUCUAUCUUUGAUGCUGGUGCAGGCAUCUCCCUCAAUGACAACUUUGUCAAACUCAUCUCCUGGUAUGACAAUGAAUUUGGCUACAGCCAUCGUGUUGCUGACUUGUUAGUGUACAUGUACUCCAAGGAGUAACUCAACAAGCUUUGCGACAGCAGAAAGUCCUAACUUUCCUCCUUUUCAACGCACUCAAUUUAGAGCUGAAGCCAUGGUGACAUGCCUUAGUAUUCCUGUUCCCACCUACUAGAUGCGUUCGUCUCUGUAGCUGUGUGUGCGUGUGUGUUAGUGUUUUUCACAGUAUUCAGUAAUGAGUGUCACACUGAGGUAUUGCAAUAGUUGUUUUCAUUCUGGGUGUAACCACGUUGUGUUAGUAUAAAGAGAAUAACUGAUUAAAAUGUUACAUGAGGCAAAAGGCUACUGUAAUGCAGUUUAAAGGAAACUAAUAAACUGUUUGGAAAAGUU